Ceratitis capitata (Mediterranean fruit fly) is the source of this 373-nucleotide messenger RNA. RefSeq lists its product as uncharacterized. The coding region runs from base 76 to 291 and encodes 71 amino acids. Lineage: Eukaryota; Metazoa; Arthropoda; Insecta; Diptera; Tephritidae. The transcript has 3 exons. The record is from RefSeq and is a predicted model, not a curated record.
AUAAUUUUUUGAAAAAAAAAUCCAAAUUGAAAGCAAUUCCUUAAAACCAACAAAAAAAAUAAUAAACAGACAAGCAUGAGUAGAAUGCCUUUGGGACCCGGUCCAGCUGCUUAUAUGUUGCCCUCAGCAUUUGGCUACUACGAUGGCAAUCAGUUAUGUCAGCAUGCCAAGGGCUACUCCUUCGGUUUGCGCGGUAAAGAUUUGAUUAAGAAAAUCGGUCCCGGACCGGGUGCAUAUAGAACGUUUGCAUUGACACGUUAUGGCAGAAGUCGUUAUUUCAAGUUUACUUAGGUGAGGGAUGGUUGGCUUCUGAGGCGUGUUGAAUGAUUAAAUGUAAACGUUAACCGUAUGGAUUUAACUGAGGAUUUUUAAU